CCAUGGAAAAUCCACCAAGCUCUGUGUUUUAACCCCAAUGGAGAAACUUCCUCUUCUCUCUCUGUUUUUUGCUCUCUCCGUUUCGAUUGUUUGCGCUGAAGAAGAAAAUGUUUUGACCUUAAAUGCCGAACCUCCUCUGGUAGAUGGGCUUUCAUGGACGUUUUAUAAGAGCACCUGCCCCAAACUGGAAUCCAUUGUUGAGGAAAGGAUCAAAUUUUAUCUAAAGGAGGACAUUACUCAGGCCGCAGGGUUGCUGCGCCUUCACUUUCAUGACUGUUUUGUUCAGGGCUGUGAUGCUUCUGUUCUGUUGGAUGGAUCGCCCAGCGAGCGAGACUUUCCUCCAAAUUUAACGCUGCGGGGGAAAGCUUUUGAAAUAAUAAACGACAUUAAAAGGCGUGUGAACAAGGCCUGCGGUGUCGUCGUGUCCUGCGCAGAUAUCACUGCUCUCGCAGCUCGGGAUUCCGUUGCAGGGAGUGGAGGGCCAAAAUACAAAGUGCCUCUAGGGCGGAGGGACAGCUUGAAGUUUGCGAGUAAUGAGACCACAAUUGCAAACCUUCCAGCCCCAACCUCCAAUGUCACAACCCUCAUUAAGGCUCUUGCUACCAAAGGCCUUGAUGUCAGUGACCUUGUGGCUCUUUCAGGUGGGCACACCAUAGGAAUAGGACAUUGCACAUCAUUCACAGAACGACUAUACCCCACAGAAGAUAGCACUCUUGACAAGUAUUUUGCUAAAAGCUUGAAAGCCAUAUGUCCAAGAAAAAAUUCUACUAGGUUCACUGUAUUAGAUAUUCGCUCGCCUAAUGUAUUUGACAACAAGUAUUAUGUAGACCUCAAGAAUCGACAGGGCCUCUUCACGUCUGAUCAAGAUCUGUACACAGAUUCUCGCACCAAACAAAUUGUCAAUGACUUUGCCUUGAAUCAAGAUAUCUUCUUUAAGAAAUUUUCUUUGGCUAUGGUGAAAAUGAGCCAACUAAGUGUGCUAACAGGCACCAAAGGGGAGAUCAGAACCAACUGUUCCGCUCGCAAUCCAACUUAUUCCAUUAGUACUUUGGUGGAAGAAGUUAUCAUUCCAACAAUUUCAUGUGAGAUCUGAGCUUAAUCCUCACCGACUUCAAUUUUUCUCUUUUUAAAUCAGAAUGUUGUUAUAAUAUUGUAGAUAUACUAGUAACCUAGACUUGUUGACAUAAACAAUACUUUAAUAAUGUCAAGAACAACUCUAACUAGAGUAAAAUAAUCUCUCUUGUUAUUGACUUGAAAAUCAAACUUAUUCAAAAUCUGAUUUUGGGGGGCUAA
Messenger RNA from Cryptomeria japonica (Japanese cedar), 1293 nucleotides. RefSeq names its product peroxidase 12. Bases 38 to 1093 code for a protein of 351 amino acids. The record is from RefSeq and is a predicted model, not a curated record. Lineage: Eukaryota; Viridiplantae; Streptophyta; Pinopsida; Cupressales; Cupressaceae. The transcript is spliced from 4 exons. Gene Ontology annotation, molecular function: peroxidase activity; heme binding. Gene Ontology annotation, biological process: response to oxidative stress; hydrogen peroxide catabolic process.